Molecule: messenger RNA, 3717 nt
Organism: Callorhinchus milii (elephant shark)
Lineage: Eukaryota; Metazoa; Chordata; Chondrichthyes; Chimaeriformes; Callorhinchidae
Gene: cep112
Product: centrosomal protein 112
Exons: 26
Coding region: 377-3226 (949 amino acids)
Source: RefSeq, a predicted model, not a curated record
CCAUCAGUCUGUUUUGGUGUAUAUGGUUGGUCUUGAAAUCUCAGUUGCGAGACCUGGGUUGUUGACUGGAUCUACAUACUUUAGCCGAGUAGGUCAGUCGACGUAGAAAGCCGAGCGUCUGUUGUGGACUGGCGGUCCAGAGAAUGGGGGACGCAAUGGCUGAAGGCUCGGCCACUGAUGGGAGGGGAGUGAGGAACGGGCUACGGACCAGAAUCAGGAAAGUGGAGGGUACAGGUGCCAAAGAAAACUACUUAUGCUUAAACGGUGCAAUAAUUGCUCUUAUGAAUUUUCCGCCCUGUAAAAAUUAGGUUUCACUGAAUUCUUCUUCAUUCUACUUCUUCGCUGGCAGCCGUGGACAGACAACGUUCACAGCAAAAUGAGCAGUCAGGAGGCGACCUGGGAAAGACUAGAUUCCGAAUUUGACCAUUACUUGGUUGACAUGAAACCAUAUGUUUUAAAACUUGCCCAUAAGUCAGAACGCCAAAGAUGUGCACUGUGGGUAAAGAAGCUAUGUGACCCUUCAGGAGCCGGCACUGGUGUCAUGGGACGCAAAAACCGAAAUAUGUAUGCCAAGCUUUUACUGCACAUGCUCAGACGGGGAGUCCUGGAAGGACCUUUCACACACAGACCAGAACAAGGAUCACUUAAAACAUUACCUACUUAUAUGUCAAUCUACUUUGAUGAACCAAGUAUGGCAAGAGAGCUUGAUUACAGCGCUGAGAGCUUGCCAGACUGGGUGACUGGGGAGUUGGGUUCUGGGGAUUCGAGAAGUAAGGAUUCAUGGAGAACUUCCUCAAAAGUGGAUCAUGCGUCUCUUAGCUUCUUGCAAGCGACUAAUAGGCAAAGAUGCACGUACAAUGGCAGGGCAACAUCGCGUUCACGCUCAGCCAGCCCAGCGCGAGGAAAAUCAGACGAACAAAACGCGUUUUCUCAAAAAAGAGCGGUUACAUCAUCUGACGAGAGUGACUUUGAAGCCAGGUUAAACAGCUGGAAUCUUGGGAUAGAAAAUCCUAGAUAUUUGAGGGAGAAACCGAUCUCUUUGUCUCCGAUUACAACAAGAACAAGCCUGGGAAAAAUUAGCGCACUUCGCGAGGAGCAGAGUCUGGCUCGAAUGCAUGAGAAAGAGAUUGAGAUGAAGUCAAAGAUGGUGGAAGCAAAAUUUCAUGAAGAGAAGCUCAAACUGCAGCAAAAGCAUGACACGGAUGUGCAAAAGAUUCUGGAACGGAAGAACAAUGAGAUCGAGGAACUGAAGGCAUUGUGUAGGAGCAAGCAGAAGGAAGCAGAGGAGAUGAACAAGAACCUAGAAAGGAGAGUUCAGAGCCUGGUCCGUGAAUCACAGAGGAUCCGAGAGAGCAAAGAGCAGCAGAUCGCAGAGCUGAAGAAGAUGGCUGAGCAGAGUGCCGACUGCUUAAAGAACGAUUGGGAGAAAAAGUUGCACAACAUUGUAGCAGAUUUGGAGCAGGAGAAGUUUGAGCUGCAGAAGAAACACACGGGAAAUAUUCAAGAACUGCUGGAAGACACAAACUCACGCCUCGGCAAGAUGGAGGCAGAGUACAGCGCUCAGACUAAAGCGACUAACCAGAUGGUGAAGGAGUUGGAGACCCGUGUGCAGCAGCUGACUGUGGAGGCUGAGAGCAACAUGCUGGUGCGGCAGAAACUGAUGCAGGACAAGGGGGAGUUGGAGCAGCGCUGCCACAGGCUGUCCUCGGAGUUACAGGACGUCAAGUCAAGAUACGGUGCUCUUCAGAAAGACAAGCAGCAUGUGCUGCAGGAACACGAGCAGACCAGGAGACAAUUGCAGAGCAAACGUGAUUCGGAGGUGAACUACUUGAAGCAAGAACAGGCUCGGUCAGCAGCUAAGGCGGCUGAAGUUAUAGAAGAUCUGGAACAGAAUGUAAUCCAAUUUAAGAAAGAGAUCCAGGAAAGUGAAUAUCAGAAACAUCAGGAGCUGAGGAAUCAAGCAGGAAAAUCAGAGCAGGAAAAGCUGCAACUGGAGCAACUGCAUGGAAAGCAGAUCCAAGCCUUGCGGAACGAGAGUGACAAGGAGCAAGCGGAGGCCUCAAAACAAAUUCGCAAGCUGGAAGAUGCUCUUCGUGAGAAAGAGGAUGAGCUGGCGAGAGUGAGCGAGAUGCAGAAGCUCCAAGCCCUGCAGGCAGACACAGCUCUGGAGGAGUUUAAGAGGCAGGUGGAGCUGAACUCCGACAAGGUCUACUCUGAAAUGAAACAGCAGAUGGAGAAGGUUGAAGUAGAUCUGAGCAGAUCAAAAUGUGUUCGUGAGAAGCAAUCAAAGGAAUUCUCCAGGCAGUUGGAGGAACACAAGCAACGAUCCGAACAACAAAUAGUGGAACUGAAGCUGGAGCGUGAGCAGGAGAAGACGUACCUAUUCCAGCAGCACAGCGCGGAAAAGGACAGCCUGGUCCGAGAGCACGAACGGGAGAUCGACAACCUCGAGAAGCAGCUUCGUGCCGCCAUAGUGGAACACGAAAACCAGACCAGGCAACUGAGGAAGCAAGACACUCAGACCAUCUCGGAGUUGGAGGCUCAGGUGCACCAGUUGCGAGAGGAGCUGAUCCAGGUGAACUCCCAGCGUAAGCAGCAGCUGGUGGAGCUGGGCCUGCUACGAGAGGAGGAGAAGCAGAAGGCGCUACGCGAGCAUGAGGCAGGCGUCAGCAAGCUAAGAGCAGAGAUGGAAAGGAUGAAGUUGGAGAUGCAGAGGGCGAGCACCACUGAACUGGAGCAGGCGGCAGAGAAGACCAGCAGCAGGUUGAAGCAGAUUGAUAAAGAGUACAGCCAGAGGCUUUUAAAAUCUUCACAGACUAUAGCUGAGCUUCAGGCUGCCAUUUCAACCUUGAGGGAAGAGAACAGUCGUCAGCAGCUGGCUGCGGAGAGACAGCACCAAGAAGCUGUGGGAAGAUUUGAAGAUGAGAAGAGGCUGCUGAUUAGAGAUAAUGAUAGAGUUAUUAAGAACCUGGAGAAUGAGAUUGAAAACGGUGGCAACCAGCGACAUGCACUGGAGAAAAAGCUGCAACACAGGGAGCUGGAGGUGCAGGAGCAGAUCGUUCACAUCCAGCAGGAAUACCAGCUGAAAAUGAAGGGUCUGAUGCCAGCUAUAGUACGGCAGGAGUUGGAAGACACCAUCGCUUCUUUAAAGUCUCAGGUGAAUUUUCUUCAAAAGCGAGCGUCGAUUCUGCAGGAGGAAGUGACCAGCUAUCGGAACAGGAGGUAACCAGCGGAUGGUUUUCCUGACCCCAAAAUGUCAGUAAAUGUGGCACUGCGAUGGACCUGCGUAGCUGCUGUGCGUGUAAGGCACGUGUGUUACAGCGAGGCUGUGAGAUCCCAGCGAAUAGCAGUGAUCUUCCUGUUGUGAAAGGUUAUAAAGCCACUCUUCCAUCCCUGCACAUGUCUAACCCACACAGGAUUUGGAUUUUAAUCAGGAUUUUAACUUUUUUUGGAAAAAAAAUCUUUUUAAUUUCUUUUCUUCAGAAACAUUUGCACUGUUUUUUAAUAUAUAUCAACCAUAUUAAUAAGCUGAGCAUCUGUACUUAUCAUUGUCAAUAUUUUCCUAAUAUUUAAAGAUGGCUUUUUUUUCUGUUGGUGACCUCACAAAAACAAUCAGGGCUCAGGCUAUAAAUCGUGUGGUGCGCAUUUUAUUUUUUACAUUGUUAUGAUUUUGAUAUACUAACAUCUCAUUAAAAUAUUUUAUUCAUGUUUCUUUUA